CCUCCCGCAAGUGCAGCGUGCCGUCAGCCUCAUGCCGUGGUCCAUCAGCACCGACAAGCUGGAGCAGAUCGAGGAAGAAUGCGAAGGCCCAGAAAGUCUCGCGGAAGGACGGGAGCUCCGCAGCGUCCGAGAGUUCCUGGAAACGCUCUCAGCGCGACUGGCAGGAGGCCCGCUGGAGACCGCUAGUGUGACGCCGCUCUACGACCAUCCUGCAUAUGUGAGCAUGUUCGAGCGCCAUCAUCACGAGCUCCGCUCCACGCUGGCUGCACUCGCCACCGCGCUACGGGACGCGCUUACAAAUCUGCCACCAACCCGCGACGCAGCGCCAUCGGCCAGCAGUGCUCACGCGCAGCUGAAGAGACUGGUCGCAAGAGUGGUGGAAGAGGCUGCGGCGUUGCCAGCUCUCGCGAGAUAUGCGGCUGAACCGCAGGCCCCGCAUGAUACCUAUGAAGAUCUGCUGGCUACUGCUAUUCUUAAUAAGGUGAUCGAGCGCUACCAGACGGAAGGAUCCGGAGGCCGAAGCAGCGGGAUCCACUCAGCCAGCGCCAGCCCAUCACCUUCAGACCGAUCUACGCCAAGAUCUCUUAACACCAGGCAUAGAAGGGAUAUUACCCCACCACUACGCGAAGAAGAUGACGUCUCCGAUUGGGAAGAAGGGGCUACAGAGGAAACAGUAGAGCUGCCGAGACGAGUGCCUUUCCCAGACUUCAGCGAAGAAAUACAACACACGGAAAAUGGCGACCGCGAUUUCGACGAAGUAUCUGGCAGCGAGAUACAAUCCAUUGAUGGUACAUGGGAGGAGAACUGGCUAUUCCAGAAAAAGAAGAUCAAAACAAUACAGUCCGUCCCAGUUCCUAUGCUCGUUCCUAAUUCAAACGCUGAAUACAAAGCCAUGAUAGGCGACAGAGACGCUGACGAUACCACCGAUCUAUCAGACAACGCAUCAGACAGUGAAACAGAAGAAAUAGACUACAAAAGUGACAUAAAAAGAGUACUAGAAUCUAAACAUGUUAUAGGAGGAGCACCUAGCAUUGAUGAACUGGACUUUGAACCAGAUAGUUUAACUAUCAUAGACGGUUCAGAUGAUUUUGAGAAGAUAGAUGAAAAGGGAUACAUGAAAAACAAACUAGUUGACGUUGUCAACAACGAAGUCAAGGGUUACCACGUAAAUGGAGAGAAAAUAAACGGUAAUGUAAAUGGUAAAUUAGAUGAUGGAUCGGUACUAAUCGUUGGCAUGGAUAGUGGACCAUUGAGAAAAGCGGAAUUCGCAUUAAAGGAAGAAAUACACAGGACAACAUUGAACGGUAACGUCGAUGCGUAUAUUGAAGAUCUGAAGACGAAAGAAAAUGAUGAAGUUUUCACAAAUGGAAACAAGACUAAUAAUAAAAACACAUUAAGCCGCCACGAGCGAGAAAGAGAAGAUGAAGAAACAGUGACACUCCCUGUGCAAAGAUAUGCCGACAGUCUUCGAAGAAAACAUUUCGAUGACGAGCCACAACAGAUCCCAACGCGUGAUACUGAUCAUGAAGAUGACCUCAUACCAGGAUCCAUAGCCUACAGAGAGCGUAAAAAAUGGCUAAACUACGUCGAAAUGCCAAACAACCCGUAUUCACCAGAGGCUAUCCAAAAACGACUCUCAUCCAAAAGCACAUCAUCUCUCUUCGACACGCUGACAUCCAAAUCGAAAAUCGAAGACAGCGUAGAUGAAGUAGAUGGAGAUAUAAAGGAUGAGAAAGACAAUAUGGAACAAAAGAAAGUUCCAGUGAAGGAAUUGAAGCCAUCAUUGAGUGUCAGUUCUGAUGAUGUUCACAUGAAUGGAAGUAGAUCGAAGAGUCCAUCGCCGAAGAUUUUGAAGGACGUGUUGGCGGAGGAAAUACCACAAUACAAACGCUACGGCCGAGAUUAUUACGUAAGAGAGGCGAAAUCGAGCACGGGCAGCCGCAAGAAGGGCCUCAGUGAGACCAGCUCGUUAUCCUCCAUUAAUAAAUCCACCAGCCUGGACAAUGUGAAUGAGCUGACUUCGCCUGUAAGUGCCAGCUCCUCCCUGAGCGACCUGGAGGCGUGUGCGCUCCACCAGAACAUCGUCCGAGCCGUCCUCAGCCCCAGAAACGCCAGCCCCAACUUCGCCAUUAACCCCAUUUUCGAAACCGACAGACAGAACGAUAACGCUGACGAAAAUCAUGCCGACGAACGUAACGGUCGAGACCACGGAUUACUUAUAAAGCAAUUCAAUUCGAUUGCCUCCAACCAGCGGUACAAAACGCUCGCUGGCAACGAAGUUACUAUAAAACCGAUACCUACAAAAGAUAUAAUGAUAGAUUAUGAAGACGCAAACGAACAGACACUAUUCUCCGCAAAACCAGUGUAUGUAGAUGAAGAUGAAAAGAAAUUCGAAGAAAUACUACAAACAUACCAAGCACCUUUAAACGUAUCAAUAGUGAACAUAGUCGAAGAACCACAGAAAUCUCCGAGCAAUCUCAGCGUAGACAACUCUUAUUUAAGUUCAAGUAGUUUGGAGGAUUCGAUCAAAAUAUACAACGUGCAAACAGGCGAGAUCGUGAAAUGUAAACCGGAAGAUAAGUUAUCAGAGCCAAGAUAUGAAAGUGAUGGAAGUGACAACAUUGAAACGCAAGAUAAGAAAGACGAAGCCAUCAGUCUCACUGAAAGCGACGUUGUGAUCGUUGAAGAUGAAAUAGAUGAGGAUAAAUCGGAGAAUAUUAGUGAAAUAGAAGAUAUAUUGUCGCAGUUGCCUAAAGUGAAAGAGUUAGCUAAGAAGUUUGUGAGCAUGGAUAACUUGAACGAACCUAUUAAGGCACCACAACCAGGCCCCCUAAAAAGACAAAAGAGCAAAGAGAACAUAUUCUCUGAAAAACAGAACAAACUAGUCUACAUGCACAGCCUAACCGCCAGAAGCAUCUCCAAAGAAUUCAGAGAGGAACUGAAACUCUCCAUGGCGACCCCGUUAAAGGUGCCUGGGGGGUCGAAUGAGAUCCCAGAGGGCACUGAAGACGUGAUUAAGGAGUCUAGUCGACCCCCAAGCCCGAUGCCUGAACCAGGGACCAUUAAGACUAAGUUAGCGUUCUUUGAGAGUUUGAAAUCUAAGUUUAGCAGCAAAUAGGUGGUUUGAAAAUCAGUACCGUUUACUGAGGUUUUUUAUUUAGUGGUGAUCAGAGUAUUAUUAUCAUCAGUAAGAGGUGUAAAGUCCAAGAAAAAAUCCUGCUAUGAAUUUGACAGCUUAUGUACCUAAAUGGCCGCAUUAGUUGUCAAAAAAUGACGUUUGACAUUCCAGUUACCGCAAAACAUGGCGCAGUAUAGCGCCUUCUACUUUAGCUGUCAAACUUAAGCGAUUUCUUUUUAGACGUUACUUCUACUACAAUGAUAACUCUGUGAUUGUGAUAAAGAAAUUUCAUCCUUAGUGGUAUUCCGGUAAGGUUGAAUUUCCUAUGUUAUCAUUUUAGGUCGUUCACAAGCUCUUGACGACUGCUUUAGGCAAACUACGAAUAUCGUACAUUUAAAGAUCUGUUUUUUAUCACAUGGAAAUCCCAAAUAUAAUCACAUGUUUUAUCGCUGUGUAAAUACGGAGUAUAACAAAAUGAACUUUAUUGCAAGUGUAGUAAAACUAGAAUUUCCUUAAAUUAUCUAUUUGGUGAAUCAAUUUUUUCUUGUGACUCGUUGCCAUGGUAACGUUCCCGUGGGCAACUUUAAAACCCGUUAUUUUAUGCAGUACCUGUUUCAAUUGGUCAAAUAUGAAUGUUUGUGCUAGUUAUAAGCCCUUUCCAUAAUGGGCCAUCUUACUAUGCAUACUAGUAGAACGUAAUACAGCAUUUUUUGACAAAGAAACAAACAACAAAAAAUUGUUAAUGCACCCAAAUAAUCCUUGAUUUGGGUUAUUUACAAAAACCUAUAUUAAAUUCAGUAUUUCAUGUAGGUCCAAGAUACUCUACAGGGCAAAACAUAUUUACUUUUGAUUGAGUUGUCUUUAUUAAUUCCAUGAACCUAGAACUUAUUUAGUUUGUUUAUAUAAACAAUAUUAAAUAACUAGAGUAGAAAAGGCAUGAUUUUCUGUACAUUUGCGUACAUUCACGCAGUUACGAUUACAUUUGUUUAUUUUU
Messenger RNA from Cydia splendana, 4112 nucleotides. RefSeq lists its product as uncharacterized. The coding region runs from base 32 to 3118 and encodes 1028 amino acids. The transcript is spliced from 13 exons. Lineage: Eukaryota; Metazoa; Arthropoda; Insecta; Lepidoptera; Tortricidae. The record is from RefSeq and is a predicted model, not a curated record.